AGUGAGUGAGUGCACUCGGGGGUGGCUUAAGAUUCUGCUCCAGUAUAGCAACACACUGCAGCUUCUGGCUUGCAGAAGGAAGGACUAGAAGGCCACUGAGGUGUUGGCAGCAUUCCUGCAGCUUGGCAUUACUUUGACCCUCUGGGGUAUGGCAUGUGUGAGAGAAACCUUGCCAUCCCAUGUGGCAGAGGACUUCUUUGGCCCUGAAGAGAAAACUUCUCUGUUUGACAAGACCUGGAUGGCAUGGAUGGAUUUUUAAGAUCUGAUGAGAGACAAAGACUAGCUAAAGAAAGACGAGAAGAGAGAGAAAAAUGUCUUGCUGCCCGGGAGCAGCAAAUCCUGGAGAAACAGAAAAGAGCUAAGCUCCAGUAUGAAAAGCAAAUCGAAGAACGAUGGCGGAAACUGGAAGAGCAGCGGCAGCGGGAGGAUCAGAAGAGGGCUGCUGUGGAAGAGAAGAGGAAGCAGAAACUCCGGGAGGAGGAGGAGCGGCUGGAGGCGAUGAUGCGUCGGUCCCUGGAGCGCACACAGCAACUGGAGAUGAAGAAGAAGUGCUCGUGGGGAGCUUCACUGGCCACAGGGCCUGGAGGACGUGAUGCAUGUGACAAACUUUCAACAUCAGCCAUGAAUUUGCCAAAGCAGACGGAGCCUCCCAUGAGUAAGCGCCUGUCUUCAUCCACCGUGGCAAUAUCCUAUUCCCCAGACCGAGCUCAUCGCACACACCUUAGUCCCAUGGAAACCUUUCUUGUUAUGCGACUGUUGACUCCCACACAGGCUUCUUUAGCCAGAAGCAGAAGUACACUCAUGCUCUCUGAGCAAACCAGUGACUCAGUAUCCCAUGCCUAUCCUCGUGUAGCUCCUGCUGGCCCUCUUAAAUCUUCUUACAAGUCUUCUCCCACUCGGAGUGCUGAGAGGAAGAAGACUACAUCUACAUCUGGCACAGGAGAUUCUGGGAAAGGAGCCCCUGCAGGAGCGGAGGCCUCUCCGACAGAGAAGAUGAAGAGAGGCCCUCGAACAACAGCUUCCGUUCCCAGCGUGGGCCUCGGGUCUCCUCUGAGAAGAUGUGAGUUUCCAGGAAGCAUUUCUAAGCGGUCAUCCUCUCCAGUGACAUCCAAGACAACUUCAAAAGCAUAUCCACAGUCUCCAAAGAAUGUGAAGCCACCACACCCAGGGUCUCCUGUGAAGUACCGCUCUCCCACCUUUCCCAGCCAGGAAACACCCAAGAGGAAAGCAGAGAAAGAGAAGAGCAAUAAACAAAGGGAAGGUGCCCUGGCCCAGCAGGCAGCUGGCCUGCAUGGGGAGGAAGCCCCAGAGAAGCAUGUGGUGGACAAGCAUGUCACGGAGAAGCAUUUGGCCACAGGAGGGAAGACCGAGGGCAGUGGAGCCUCAGGGAAGCCCACGGCAGGCACCACUGAUGCAGGAGAGGCUGCAAAGAUCCUGGCUGAAAAGAGACGACAAGCCCGGCUACAGAAAGAGCAGGAGGAGCAGGAACGGCUGGAGAAGGAAGAACAGGACAGGCUGGAGAGAGAGGAAUUGAAAAGAAAGGCAGAGGAGGAAAGGCUUCGCCUAGAAGAGGAAGCCCGUAAGCAGGAGGAGGAAAAGAAACGGCAGGAAGAGGAAGAAAAAAGAAAGGCAGAAGUGGAGGCUAAGAGGAAGGCCAAGGAGGAGCUGUUGUUAAAAGAAGAGCAAGAAAAGGAAAAACAAGAAAAAGAAAAGCAAGAAAAAGCCAUGAUUGAAAAGCAGAAGGAAGCAGCAGAAGCAAAGGCCCAGGAGGCAGCUAAACAGAUGCGUCUAGAAAGAGAACAGAUCAUGCUGCAGAUUGAGCAGGAGCGCCUGGAGAGGAAGAAGAGAAUAGAUGAAAUCAUGAAGAGAACAAGGAAGAGUGAUGUGUCUCCAGAAGUGAAGAAAGAAGACCCAAAAGUAGAGCUUCACUUGCCUGUGUAUGUGGAAAAUAAGACAAAACCAGUUGUCCCGAACAAAAUAGAAAUAAAUGGGUUGAACACUUGCCAGGAAGUUAAUGGUGUGGGGCGUACUGCCCCAGAAACUUUUCCUCGAGAUGUUUUCUCUAAUGGGCUUAAACCAGUUGGGGGACUUGUUCAUCUAGACACCCUUGAUGGGAAAUCAAACAGCCUGGAUGACUCAACUGAAGAAGUUCAGUCUAUGGAUGUGAGUCCUGUUUCAAAGGAAGAGCUUAUCUCCAUCCCAGAAUUUUCACCAGUAAGUGAAAUGAUUCCUGGGGUGUCUCUGGACCAAAAUGGAACUGGUAAUGCCCGAGCACUUCAAGAUCUCCUAGAUUUCACUGGCCCGCCCAUGUACCCCAAGCGAUCCAGUGAAAAUCUCAGCCUGGAUGACUGUAAUAAAAACUUGAUUGAAGGAUUUAACAGUCCUGGCCAAGAAAAUACUCUGAACACCUUCUGUUGACAAAUACAUCUCUUUAAUGAAAGGUGGUGUUUGGAGAGCCCAUGAAGCUGCUGGUAGUCAAAUCCAAGCUGCUGGUCCUCUGAAGAAGCUUCUGUUGUCCUAAAUCACUGGAUUCCAAAUUAUUAGAUGAAAAUGUAACUGUAUCCCUAGUUAGUAUGUCAAACACUGGCCACUCUUGGUAGAAACCACUCUUGGUCGAAACCUUGAAACAUUGGCCUUGUUGGGCUUUCGCAAAGUUUCAUGUUACAGUUCUAUUUAUGAGCUUCAGCUGCUGAUAAAGUGCUUCCUAUACUACUUUAUUAUCAUAGUGAUCCUCGGAAUAACCCAGGUGAUUCUGUGUUGGAAAUUCACCUUAUAACCAUUCUUAUUCCCAAAGUUGGAGUACAUAAACAUUUAGAUGUCUUUUCCUGUAAAUAUUCUAGACAUUGACUCAAACUCUACUUAAACUUACACUGAACUUGGGCUGCUUAUCUCCCUGUCUGUGUUUAGAAGAAAUUCCAGAGGGUUUUCCCCCUUUCUGUGGUUUAUUUGUUGGAAGUUACUAUCAAGCUGUUUCUUAUUAUUAAGCUUAGCCACCUGCAAAAUGCGUUGCCCCAUAUUACUCCUUGGGGGGCUGACAGAAUAAUAUUGUCUGGUUGAUUAAGAAAACUAUUAAGCAAUGUGGAAUGAUUUCUGUUCACGUAUGCAUUUUAUUAUAGACUUGGGCACCUGAAUCUAGCAAGGAUCUUGUCAUUGUUACCCCUUAAAAUAUCCAAGCCAUCGAGUAGCUUUUGGACUGAAGGAAGCUUGAAUGAUUUGUGGGGCUCAUGCACAGGUGGUUGGUUUUCAUGUUGUUGCUAUCGUUUUUCUCUUGGACCUUGGGGCCCUUGUUUGUUUGCUCCUGUGUUUGCUCAACUCUAAUGAAACCAGGCUCAAAUGAAAAUGAUAGUUCUCUGGAACAAGGGGGCCCUGAACUGGAACCAACAUGUCAUUUUAACAGACCAACAUAAAAAUAUCUGAACAAGGGACAAUGACACUAGAAUGUAUACUUCAUGUGUUUUAUGCCAUAUAAUGUGUUUUCUUAAUUUUGUUUCUUGUGGUGAAAUGUGACUUUCAGAUUAAAAUGACCUCCUUUGAAACUGUUUUUUGUUUGAAAACUUCUUUGAAACUCUUGUACAGUAAAGAGUUUGGAAAAGAUCCAUAAUUCUGACUGAGGUUUGCAACCAGGAGAUAAAAAGAAGUCUCAAUAAUAAUCUUGUUCAUGUGCUUUUAAAACCAGCUACAGUUUAAGACUUUAUCAGUUAUGGAAACUGUGUAUGUUUGUGUAUGUGUAUAUAUUAAAUAAAAUACAUGCCUCCAAUAAUGCAGUGCCAUUGAUCUUGAAUAUCAGGGGAAAUCCCUUUUAUGACAAGCACACAGAAAAUGAUAGCAUGGUCUGACUUUCAAAAAAUGCCUCACCAUCUUUCUUAGUUUUAUUUUGCUAAAUGUUUGUUUUGUUGUGAUCUGUUGUGCCUCAUAGCACCAUUGUGACCAUGGUGAUGCCUCAUGUGCA
This is a messenger RNA of Prionailurus viverrinus (fishing cat), 3949 nucleotides long. It is a transcript of the gene MAP7D2, whose product is annotated as MAP7 domain containing 2. Gene Ontology annotation, biological process: microtubule cytoskeleton organization. Bases 244 to 2418 code for a protein of 724 amino acids. The record is from RefSeq and is a predicted model, not a curated record. NCBI's taxonomy places the organism in Eukaryota, Metazoa, Chordata, Mammalia, Carnivora, Felidae. The transcript has 19 exons. Gene Ontology annotation, cellular component: microtubule cytoskeleton.